AUGGAGGAAGAGGAGUAUUCUUCCUACCCACCAGUGUUCCGCCACAUCGGAGGCCACAGCUCCGCCGCCCACGGCGGCGGCGGCGCCAUCCUCCCUUCCGUUGACCUCCCGGUGGUGGACUUCCAGGACCUGCGGCCGGCGGCGCUCGGGGAGAUCUGCAGGGAAUGGGGGAUCUUCCGGUUGGUCAACCAUGGGAUCCCCCCUUCCCUCUCCCGCCGCCUCCACGACGAGGCCAAGCGGCUCAUCUCCCUCCCCUUCGAGCUCAAGCAGACCAGAUUCGCCGGCGACCCUGUCACCUACUUCUUUGGAACCCCCGCGGCCAGCCUCCCCCUCCGGGGAGUCAACUGGGUCGAGGGCCUCAACAUCCCCCUCGGCGGCGAGCUUCCCCCCACUUCCGCCGCCGGCGCCGACUCUUCCUACUUCAGGUAAAGAAAACUUCCGUUUCGAUUUUCUAGAGCACCCUACUCUCAUCGUCAUCUUCUACUUCUUCCUCUGAUCUCCCAAAUAGGGGCUUGGCGGAGGAAUUCGGGGCGCAGUCAUCGGCUGUAGCGAGGGAGCUGUUCGAAACCCUGGCGGAGGAUCUGGGCCUCGCCGGAGAACGGAGGGCCUCCUCCUUCUCAGGCGCCGGCAAGCUUCUCCGGCUCCACCGUUACCCCUUCUCCCCUCUCGCCGGCGGCCACCUCGGCAUGGACGCCCACACCGACAGCUCCCUCCUCACUCUGGUGAGCGACGGCGAUGUGGGGGGGCUCCAGAUUCUCCAUGGCGGAGCUUGGCUCGCCGUCGAUCCCCUCCCCGGCUCGCUCCUCGUCAACCUCGGGGACAUGAUGCAGGUAGAAUUAUCGAACCAGUUCAGUCCGAUUUUGUUGGAGGGGGAGGGGAGAGAAACCCUAAUUCCGAAUCUACAGGCCAUUAGCGAUGACCAGUUCAAGAGCGUGAAGCACAGGGUGCAGGCCAGCAAUGGCGAGGAGAGGAUCUCCAUCUGCUUCUUCGCCUUUCCCCCUGAAGAUCGCCCCAUUCGGAGCUCCAGAUACAGAGAAUUCACUUACAGAGACUUCAAAGCGAAGGUGCAGGAAGAUAUUCAAGCUGUCGGCUUCAAGGUCGGCCUCGAUCGGUUCCGGAUUUGA
Spirodela intermedia is the source of this 1124-nucleotide messenger RNA. Lineage: Eukaryota; Viridiplantae; Streptophyta; Magnoliopsida; Alismatales; Araceae. The record is from the annotation of a GenBank genome assembly.